AUGGCCGCCAAACUCCCCUCGUUUCGUCGGAACAAUGCCUCUCGCACCACCCGUCGGUCGAAAUCUACCGUCCUCUCCCACCGACUCCUCCGCACCCUCCUCUAUCUAAUCGCCUGGAUCUUCCUCCUGCUCGUCUGCAUCGGCAAUCUCUCCAACAAGCCCGUCCUCCGCGAAACCUACUUCCUCAAAAUCGAUCUCUCCAACAUCAUUCCCCUCUCCGUCCCCAAUGCCGUCCUCAUCAACAGUAUCGCCCGCUCCAUCGGGCUCCACGACUUCUACCAGGUCGGUCUGUGGAACUUCUGCGAGGGCUACAACGACCAGGGCAUCACCCACUGCUCCAAACACAAGACGCUUUACUGGUUCAAUCCCGUCGAGAUUAUCCUCAGCGAGCUUCUCUCCGGCGCAACCAUCGCCCUCCCCGCCGACAUCACCGACGCCCUCAAAAUCGCCCGUCUCGCCUCUCACUGGAUGUUCGGCCUCUUCCUCGCCGCCACCGUCCUCACCUUCGUCAUGAUCUUCCUGUCCCCGCUAGCCGUCUCCUCGCGCCCGCCGCAGACCAUCUCGUCUGAUCCCGCCGAGAACGACCGCAACCGUCCGCAUCGUCGCCGCACCUUCGUGCUACUUCGCUCUGUCCCCUUCCUCGUCCUCACCUUCUUCACCGCCCUGUUCACCAUCGUCGCCUCCGUCGUCGCCACCGUCAUGUUCACCAUCUUCAGAAACGUCUUCACCUCUGACGACUAUGACCUCAACAUCAAGGCGGACCUGGGCCCCCGCAUGAUGGCCUUCAUGUGGAUCGCCUCCGCGUGCAACCUCAUCGCCUUUAUCAUUCAGUUCGGCUCGUGCUGUGCCUCCUGCUGCGGCGGGCGUAAGGCCCGGAAGCAGUUGCGCUCGACCGUGUCCGAGCAGUCGAACGGGUCCUCGUCUGGAUCCGCUGAUAUGCGGGAAAAGGAUGGUCAGCCGGUUUAA
Aspergillus terreus NIH2624 is the source of this 966-nucleotide messenger RNA. Its product is annotated as SUR7/PalI family protein. The record is from RefSeq and is a predicted model, not a curated record. Gene Ontology annotation, biological process: fungal-type cell wall organization. The transcript is spliced from 2 exons. NCBI's taxonomy places the organism in Eukaryota, Fungi, Ascomycota, Eurotiomycetes, Eurotiales, Aspergillaceae. The coding region runs from base 1 to 966 and encodes 321 amino acids. Gene Ontology annotation, cellular component: plasma membrane; cell cortex of cell tip.